GUGGAAACGUUAAUAUAAAUUCCAUAUCCGUAUCAUCCGUAGUGUUAAGAUUAAAGUUGAUUACACAUAUUUGAAGCAAAUACAAGAUUAAUUUAAGAUUUAGUGCCCAUGACCGGCUAAAGUUGAACUAUUCUUGCUGACGUGAAAUUGGAUAGAAACGAGGGAGUAAAACAUAUCGAACGUUCUCACAAUUAACAACAUAAUAAAAUGCCCUCGUUACAGGUGUUUUUAAUAUUACUGUUGGCUUUUAGUGUGCUCUUCUGCAAUGCAAGUAAAAGUAAGGAAAAUGAAACAAAGCGCGCAGUUAAACCAGUUGAAUUUAAAAGAAUUGAAAAGAAAAGUACAAAUGAGAUAAGGGGGCCCACAGAACUUCCAGAAGUGUACAGUUUUGGGCAAAGAGAAGAACCUUUCCGUCCAAUAUAUCAGUAUCACUAUCCAGGUGAACAUUUGAAAACAACUUCUACAAACUAUGUUGCUAAUCCAAACAGUCCCCAGUUACUUUACAAUAAGCAAGAUUCUGCAAUUCCAAUAAAUGCAGCGUAUUCACAUGAUCACCCCGUUAGUAAUGGUGAUGGUAGUGCCACCAUACGAAAUGCACAAUAUGUAGCUACUAACUCAUACAAGCCGGAAGCUGGAAUUCAAUACGCCUCCAGUUCGUACAAGUCCGGCUCUCAAAGCGGGUCACAAUAUGCCUCAAGUGAAUAUCGUGGACCUUUCGUAUCUGCUUCUCAAACAUCAGGGGAGCCAACACGUAGUCAUCCUGAACCGUUAUAUUCCGUAACACCAGUCGAACCUCCGCCAGUGCCGCAGACUUUACCACCACAGUCACAUCAGCAAAAUUAUUUUUCUGUUUUAUUACCACCAGAAUACGUUCCAAAUUCUCAACAGAAUUUAGCUACGCAAUUGCCAUUAAUUGGUGCUCAAAUGGUACAGAUAAUAUAUGGUCAUAAUGCGGGGCCAAAACCAAGGCCAUCACCGCCUGUCUUCAAAGACCAACAAUAUAAACAAGUUCCAGUCCAGUAUGUUACACUUAUUCCACCAAAGGGUGUGCAUUCUCUAGUUGCUGUCCCUGGCGUUGUAACACAUAUUGUUCCGUAUCCAUACUAUGAACCUAAUGGUCUGCAUCAGCAUCAACAAAUGCAACAGAUAUUUUACAAUGGAGCUUAUAAUCCGCAAUCGCUGCCCACUUCAUUAGUUUAUGCAAUCAAUCUACCAAACCAUCAACAAUCAAUUCAUAAGCAACAAAUAUAUGGACCAAUUCAAACAGCAACUGGAACACGAACAGUAUCAGCGGCGGAUUCAGUUAAUUUUAAACCAAUGAUGGUUGAAAAGCAGCAGCAAUUACAGCAACAAACGUUACCUCAGUUUUAUCAGCAUUAUCAUCCGGGUGCCGCAGGUUACACUAGGUACUCACAAAAUCCAUCCUCUUUCAAUGAUUCUGGUGGCAGUAGUAAUCCAGUUGAAGUUUCUGUUAACGAAGCAACGCUAAAACAGAAUCCAAUAUACUCAACGUUAUCAUCAACAAACAAUCUUGGAAACACCUAUUCACAGUCUGUAGGAAGCAGUAGUAGCGGUAAAAUGGCGUAUGCAUAUGGAACGGAUCCAAAUUACGAAGGGCACACGUACACCCAUCCCGGUGUUAUACAUGAUGGUACACAUCUCUAUCCUCCAACUAGAAACGUAGUCCAGAUUGGUUCUAAACCGGUUACUGCUGGAUCUGCAGUCAUUGCUGGUGUUUCUCCACCAUCUUAUCAUCCCCAGCAGCAAUCUCCUGCCAGCAACAGUAAAGGGGUUCUUGGUAGUUCCAGUACCGUUGUGAUGAAGUUUGCUUAGAAGAAGGCUCUGACAGAGCAGAAGUACGAAAACGAGCAAUAGAAAGGAGAAGUGGUGUUAUUGCUCUAGUCUUGUGGAAAACUUUUUGAUAAUUACUUUGUUUAACCUUAUGUUGGCUUACAAUACGGAAAACAUACAAUACCACCCCCAUGCCGAGCUUAUUCCUGCUUAAACUUGAACCCUAUCGAUGUACGGCUGUAUGCAUAAAUUCUCGUAGAAAAAAGUACAUAUCUACAUAUAUGUAGCUAUACGAAUCCAAGGCUAGGUGCGGGUGAAUGGCAUAGCACUAAUAUUUGUCACAACCUAAUGGAAAUCUCAUGAGGGCUAGGUGCUGCUGAUUCAGUUUUUUUUUAUGCCUGAAAUCCUUCUUUUUUUGCCGCGAAAUGUAUGUGGCAACCUUUAUGAUUAUUAGGCAGGUGUGCAUGCAAUUUUGUUUAGCUUUUGUUUGUGUAUGCUAUUUAGAUUUAAGGUCUAGUUAAUAAGUUAAAAAAUAAAAAACCAUCAAUGGAGAUGGAUUAAAUUUCUUUAAUAAAGAUAAAAUAAAAAAGCAAAAGAGA
This is a messenger RNA of Eupeodes corollae, 2390 nucleotides long. RefSeq lists its product as uncharacterized. Bases 208 to 1833 code for a protein of 541 amino acids. The record is from RefSeq and is a predicted model, not a curated record. The transcript is spliced from 6 exons. Lineage: Eukaryota; Metazoa; Arthropoda; Insecta; Diptera; Syrphidae.